This is a messenger RNA of Aspergillus ochraceoroseus IBT 24754, 5716 nucleotides long. Its product is annotated as putative rRNA biogenesis protein RRP5. Gene Ontology annotation, biological process: rRNA processing. Gene Ontology annotation, molecular function: RNA binding; protein binding. The record is from RefSeq and is a predicted model, not a curated record. The transcript is spliced from 3 exons. Gene Ontology annotation, cellular component: nucleolus; small-subunit processome. Bases 73 to 5523 code for a protein of 1816 amino acids. NCBI's taxonomy places the organism in Eukaryota, Fungi, Ascomycota, Eurotiomycetes, Eurotiales, Aspergillaceae.
GUCGAACCGAGAGCUUUGCAGCAGCUCAGUCACGCAACGUCUGAGCUCCGCACGCUUUCAUUCGAAGCUGAAAUGGCCCCCAUCAAGCGCAAGGGCAAUGCCACCGAAGAGGCAUCAGCCCGUAACCCUCAGAAGCGUGUACGGGUGGGAGCCGAUGAGCGCAAGAAGGAGGGCAAGACUGCGACCGCCGAUUCUGCGCCUAAAGCCUCUGAGCUCACGGUUUUGCGUGAUGAUGAGCCUUCCUUCCCUCGUGGUGGAGGUAGUGUUCUAACGCCGCUGGAACGGAAACAAAUUCAAAUUAAGGCCACCAAAGAUGUCCUCUUCGAACAAAAGGGCGGAGCUAAGAAGGCUUCGCGGGGUUUUGACGACGAAGCUUUUGAAGAUGACACAGACAUGGACGACGUAGAGGAAACCGGCGCCGGUGCUACAAAGAAGACCCAGAAGCGCAAGAAGGGUAAGAAGAAUGCGAAGCAGGAUGCACAGGAUAAAGGUGUCCGAAUUGAGGGUCUUAGUUUCAAGCGAUUGGCACCUGGGACCAUGGUUCUUGGACAGGUUUCAAGCAUCAGUGCUCACGACAUUGGCAUCUCCCUCCCCAACAACCUCGUCGGCUACGUUCCUUUGACUUCUGUGUCAAGAAUUUUCGAACAAAAGGUCGAGGAGAUGCUCAAGAAAGACGGGGAUGAAGAUGACGAAGAUUUCGACCUGGAAGAUUAUUUCUAUAUUGGCCAAUAUUUGCGCGCAUACGUUGUAUCAGCUGGGGAUAAAUCAAACAACGCCACCUCGAAAACUAAGAAACGCAUCGAACUCACAAUUGACCCAAGACAAGCAAACUCCAGUCUACAGAAAUCGGAUCUUGUGACCAACACCGCUGUUCAGGCAGCGGUGGUUAGCGUUGAAGAUCAUGGUUUGAUCAUGGACCUGGGCAUUGAGGGUUCUGAUGUGAAGGGCUUCAUGUCGUCAAAAGAAAUCGACCCUCGAACCGACCUCUCUACUAUCAAAGAAGGAUCCGUCUUCUUGUGCAUGGUCACUGGCCAAAAUACUAGCGGCAGUGUUAUCAAGCUAUCUGCCGACCUUCAGUCCUCUGGAUCAAUCAAGAAGUCACAUUUCCUCAGCAGUGCUCCUACCGUCAACUCUUUCCUUCCCGGUACUGCAGCAGAGAUCCUCCUAACCGAUGUAACCUCAAAUGGCAUGGUUGGAAAAAUAAUGGGAAUGCUAGACACCACUGUGGAUCUGUUACACUCUGGUGGUAACUCCGGAAAAGAUGACCUGACGAAAAAGUUCCAGAAUGGCGCUAAAAUCAAGGCUCGUCUUCUCUGCACCUUCCCCGGUUCUGAACCUUACAAAGUCGGCUUUUCCCUGCUUGACCAUGUUCUAAAGUUCACCUCUGAAGCUCACGGUCCUAAUUCAUCCGACGAUGCACCCUCUAUAUCCGCAAUCGUGCCCGAAGCUAAGGUUAUCAAAGUUGACCCCGGUCUCGGUGUUUAUGUACAGAUCGGAUCGACAAAGCAUACGGGAUUUGUUCACGUUUCAAGACUGGCAGAUGGACAAGUGGAAAGUAUUGCCGCCGAUCAUGGACCAUUCAAAGAAGGCUCCACUCAUGAGGCUAGGGUGGUCGGAUAUAGCUCAAUUGACAGUCUCUAUCUUUUGUCCUUUGAAAGGAAAGUUAUCGACCAGCCCUUUCUUCGUCUUGAGGAUAUAACCAUUGGUGCGGUGGUUAAGGGAACCAUUGAGAAGCUCUUGAUCGGUGAAUCCGGGGUAGAUGGACUGAUCGUUUCCUUGGCUGAUGGCAUCACUGGUCUCGUCCCGCCCAUGCAUUUUGCAGACACACCUCUUCAGUUUCCCGAGAAGAAAUUCCGCCAGGGAAUGUCGGUCUCGGUCAGAAUUCUGUCGGUUAACCUGGAGAAGCGUCAGAUCCGCCUCACCCUGAAGAAGAGUCUGCUGAACAGUGAAUCAGCUAUCUGGAAAGAUUACAAAGAAAUCACACCAGGAUCGCAGUCCCCCGGAACCAUUAUCAGUAUUAAGAAUCAUGGUGCUGUGGUUCAAUUUUACGGCACUAUUCGAGGCUGGCUUCCUGUUUCGGAAAUGAGCGAAGCUUACAUCAAGGACCCUUCGCAGCACUUCAGACUCGGCCAGGUUGUAAAUGUGCAUGCGCUAGACGUUGACGCUUCCCUUGACAGGCUAUCUGUGUCUUGCAAGGAUCCAUCAACUAUCGUUGAAAGUUACAAGACAGCGUUCGCCGACGUUCGCCCUGGUCUGCUAGUCUCCGGUACUGUCUUUGAGAAAUCGAGCGAUUACAUCCUUCUGAAGCUGGAUGAAUUUGGUGGGCUCGUUGCCCGGUUGAGCCUGGGCCAAAUCGCCGAUGGAUCCGCUUCCAAGCAGGCCUCAACCCUCUCGAAAAUUCGUGUUGGGCAGAAGCUCAACGAACUUUUGGUUAUUGACAUUCAUCGGGCCCAUCGACUCAUCCAUCUAACAGGCCGCGCAAGUCUCAAGAAAGCUGCCAAAGAAGGGAAAGUCCCACAGAAUUUUGAGGACGUUCAAGAAGGUGCUGAGGUUACCGGUUUCGUUAGAAACCUUACUCAAACUGGACUUUUUGUGCAAUUCUUGGGUGGACUCACUGGACUGGUUCCUAAGCGACUUGUUGGCACGGAAAACGCGAGUAAACAGGACUUUGGUUUCACAAAAUUCCAAGUUGUCUCUGCAACUGUCCACUCUGUCGACACCGACUUCCAGAGGUUCAUAUUAAGCAUGGAUCCUGAAGAAGCCACCGGUUCCGGUCCCAAGAAGGAGAAGAAAAAGAAGGCUGCUAAAGACCCUGAGGAUCCCAACGAAAUUCUCAUCAAUCCCGUUGAUGAAAGUCUUAGGUCCAAGUCCGACAUCACAUUUGGGAGAGUUGUGAAGUGCAGAAUUGCUUCUGUCAAAAGGACACAGGUCAACAUCCAACUUGCCGACAAUGUGCAAGGUCGGGUAGAUAUCUCUGAAGUUUUCGACAAAUGGGAGGACAUCAAAGACCGAAAAGAGCCGCUGAGAUCUUUGGAACCAAAUCAGAUUGUAUCUGCAAGAGUUCUUGGUAUGCAUGAUGCGCGGAGUUACAAGUAUCUUCCCAUCAGCCACCGCAGCGGAAAGUUCCAAGUGUAUGAGCUUUCCAUGAAACCAAGCUUCUUGAAGGCUGAAAAUCUUAUUCUACCCAAUAUUGAGCAAGUGCAAGUUGGCUCUUCUUGGAUUGGUUUUAUUAACAAUCUCGUGGAUGACUACUUCUACGUCAACCUGACUCCCAAUAUCCGCGGAAGGCUCCGGUUCAUGGACGCAUCUGACGAUUUGUCUCUUCUGGCUAAUGUGCAGAAACAUUUCCCUGUUGGGUGUGCUUUAAAGGUUCAUGUUACGGCGGUUGAUGCCGAGAAUGGACGUAUUGAUCUCUCCGCUAAGCAAAAAUCCGAUAAGCUGUCGUUUGAGGACCUGUCCGUUGGUAUGAUCUUGCCUGCAAGGGUCACCAAAGUUACUGAGAGGCAAGUCAUUGUGCAACUUAAUGAAGCCCUCGUUGCAGCUAUCGACUUGAUCGACUUGGCGGACGACUACUCGAAGGCAAACCCCACCGCUUUCAGGAAGAACGAAGUGGUUCGAGCAUGUGUCAUUAAUGUGGACAAGGCCAACAAGAGGGUUUCUCUCUCCCUACGACCGUCCAAAGUUAUGAGCUCAUCCCUCCCCAUUCAAGAUCCGGAAAUCACCUCGAUCGGCCAACUCAAAGUCAACAGUGUUGUCCGCGGAUUUAUCCGUCGAGUUGCAGACAACGGCCUCUUUGUGAGCCUUGGCCAUGGCGUCACUGCUUAUGUUCGUGUUACCGAUCUCUCAGACUCGUACCUCAAAGAAUGGAAGGAUGCUUUCCAGGUCGACCAACUAGUCAAGGGCCGAGUUACUGUGGUUGACCCGGAGCACAACCGACUACAGAUGAGCCUGAAGGAAUCAGCUUUGGAUCCAAACUUCAAGGCUCUUCUUACCAUUCGUGACCUAAAGGUUGGCCAAACGGUUACUGCUAAAGUCCGUAAGGUUGAGCAGUUCGGUGCCUUCCUUGUUGUCGACGGAUCUGCAAACGUUAGCGGCCUUUGCCAUCGCACUGAAAUGGCAGACAAGCGGGUGGAGGACGCUAGAAGUUUGUAUGAGGAGGGUGACGUUGUCAAGGCAAAGGUUCUCAAGGUCGACCUCGAACAAGGAAAAAUCUCCUUUGGGUUGAAGGCAUCUUACUUCAAGGACGAGGAUCUUGAGGAUGAAAGCAGCGGCGACGAGGACGAUGAGUCUGAAGGCAUCAGCCUGGAUGGCCUUGGUGGCGUUGAUUUGGAGGGAAGUGAUGAUGAGGAAGAGGAUGAGGACGAGGACGAGGAUGACGAUAGCGACGUUUCCAUGGGUGGGGUUGAUCUGGAUGAAGAAAGCGAAAGCGAUUCGGAUGAUGAUAACGGCAUGGAAGACGCUCCAGCUGCUCGUAAAGGUGGCCUAGGUGCGGUUGGAUUUGAUUGGAACGGCAACGCUCAGGACGAAGAAGAUGCGGCGAUGCGGUCUGAUUCUGAUAACGAAGAUGAGGGACCACAAAAGAAGAAGAAGAAGCAUCGCAAAGCGGAAAUUCAAGUUGACCGAACCGGCGAGUUGGAUGCUCAUGGACCACAAUCGGUAGCAGACUAUGAACGACUUCUGCUCGGCGAACCUGAUUCCUCACUUCUCUGGCUUCAAUAUAUGGCAUUCCAGCUUGAGCUAGGGGAAGUUGAAAAGGCAAGAGAAAUUGCCGAACGUGCAAUUCGCACCAUUACGAUUGGACAGGACACGGAGAAAUUGAACAUCUGGGUUGCUUUGCUCAACUUGGAAAACACUUACGGCGAUGAUGACACCUUGGAGGAAGUUUUCAAGCGCGCUUGCCAGUAUAACGACACGCAGGAGAUCUACGAGCGUCUGACCAGCAUCUACAUCCAGUCUGGAAAGAACGAUAAAGCGGAUGAACUCUUCCAGACAGCUCUCAAGAAGAAGGUCUUCCAGUCGCCCAAGUUCUUCAUUAACUAUGCCAGCUUCUUAUUUGACACCAUGGCUGCGCCGGAUCGUGGUCGUUCUCUGCUCCCUCGUGCUCUCCAGUCUCUCCCGUCUCAUACCCAUGUCGAGACCACGUCCAAAUUCGGACAGCUCGAGUUCCGCUCUGCCAAUGGAGAUGUGGAACGUGGUCGUACGGUGUUUGAGGGCCUCCUGUCUUCGUUCCCUAAGCGGAUCGACCUGUGGAACAUCCUUUUGGAUCUGGAAAUGAAGAAUGGCGAUGCGGAGCAAGUUCGACGUUUGUUCGAGCGGAUCCUCGGCAUCCGUGACGCCAAGAAGGGCAGUGGUAUUAUCAUUGAGGAGGGCAAGAAACUCCGACCUAAACAGGCUCGCUUCUUCUUCAAGAAGUGGCUUGGCUUUGAGGAGAAACUUGCGGCUGCUGAUGGCGGUAAUGAGAAGAUGGUUGAGGAUAUCAAGGCCAAGGCUGCAGAGUAUGUCAAGUCUUUGCAGCAGGAAUAAACGGAAAAAUCCACACGCAGGGGGUUUGAUUCUUUUCUUCUUUUCCUCUUUUCUUCUUAUUGAUGAUGAUGGUGUUGGUGUUGCUUGGUUGGGUUCAUACUUUGUACAUAAAAAGAAAACAGACAUCGUCAUAGCCUGGAUUUUUUUUAUAUAGAUACUGAAGGCUAAAAAAAGUUAUACUUUCUAUCCACAC